AUGAAGAAAAUAUUAUCUCUUUUCAUCAUUGUCGCUGUAUUUCUUCCUUUCUGUUCGAGUCUUCGAACACCAUCGUUAGACCAAGGAUGGAAAUUAUUUAAAAAUCUUCAUGGAAAACAAUACAAUUCAAUCGAUGAAGAAGCUAGACGAACGAUCUGGGAAGAAAAUGUCCGUAUGAUCCAAACGCAUAACUUAGAAGCGGAUUUAGGUCUCCAUACAUUCACAAUGAAAGUCAAUCAAUUCGCUGAUCUUACAAAAGAUGAGUUCGUCAAACAAAUGAAUCAAUUGAAAAUGAGUUCCGAACGUAAAUCCAAUGGAAAAAUUCACAUUCCAUCAAACAGAAAACUUCCAGCAUCUGUUGAUUGGCGUACGAAAGGAUACGUUACACCUGUAAAAGACCAAAAACAAUGUGGUUCGUGUUGGGCAUUUUCAACUACUGGUACACUUGAAGGACAACUUGCCAAAAAGACUCAAAAACUUGUUUCUUUAUCUGAACAACAACUUGUUGAUUGUUCAACAGAUUACGGAAAUUAUGGUUGUUCCGGUGGUUUGAUGGAUAAUUCAUAUAAUUACCUGAUGCAUAGUCAUGGAAUCGAUACCAAUGCAAGUUAUCCUUAUGAAGGUGUUGAUGGAAAAUGUCGUUUUAAUGUGAAAACCAUUGCGACGGAUAUCACUAAUUAUGUUGACAUCAAAGCUGGAUCAGAAGCUGAUCUUCAAGAUGCUCUUGCAACAAUCGGUCCCAUCGCUGUUGCUAUGGAUGCAAGUCAUGAUUCAUUUCGUUUUUAUUCAUCAGGCGUAUACUCCGAACCAUCAUGUUCAUCAACAACGUUAGAUUUUUCACUUUUGGCCAUCGGAUACGGUACAACACAAGAUAAUCAAGAAUAUUACUUAUUGAAAAACCAAUGGACAACACGAUGGGGUAUGGAUGGAUACGUUCUAAUGGCAAGAAAUAAAAAUAAUCAAUGCGGUCUUGCAACAACGGCUAGCUAUGCUUUGAUUUAA
Molecule: messenger RNA, 1002 nt
Organism: Adineta ricciae
Lineage: Eukaryota; Metazoa; Rotifera; Eurotatoria; Adinetida; Adinetidae
Source: the annotation of a GenBank genome assembly